Messenger RNA from Monodelphis domestica (gray short-tailed opossum), 4333 nucleotides. RefSeq names its product leucine rich repeat containing 1 (gene LRRC1). NCBI's taxonomy places the organism in Eukaryota, Metazoa, Chordata, Mammalia, Didelphimorphia, Didelphidae. The record is from RefSeq and is a predicted model, not a curated record. Gene Ontology annotation, biological process: neurotransmitter receptor transport postsynaptic membrane to endosome; cell-cell adhesion; establishment or maintenance of epithelial cell apical/basal polarity. Gene Ontology annotation, molecular function: protein kinase binding. Gene Ontology annotation, cellular component: basolateral plasma membrane; adherens junction; postsynaptic density.
AACCUGGACUAUUGGAUCUCCCUUGACUGCAAAACAAACUCCUUGGUGGCUUUCCCUCUGGCGGCAUCAGCAGCUGGGCAUGCUCAGUUAGCCCGGGCCGGCUCCGGGGCAAAUAGAAAGCUUUUGCGCGGAGCUGAGCUGGAGGCUGGAGGCUGGGUGAAGUGGGAGGGGAUAGGAGGCAGGGGGCGGGGGUAGGCUUGGAAGCCGGCUGCAGGCGCCUGAGGUUGCUGGGAGCGCUUCCUGACCUCCCAGCCCCCAAGUCAGUCAGAACGAAGAAGGAGGGAAAGGAGAACUACUAAAGGAAGAGUCUGCGUGGCUCCGGCUCACGGAAAGAGCAGCGGCGGUAGCUGCAGUGAGAGAAGCAGGGAGGCAGGCAGAGGGGACAUCAGCAACUCGCGAAGCAGCACGGACCCGGGAGGCGCGCGCUGUUCAGGAUCCGCGGCGGCUUCGGGGCGGCGGCGGCGGCGGCGGCGGCUGCUGCUGCUGCUGCUGCUGCUGCUGCUGCUUCUUGUUCUUGUUCUUCUUUUUCUGUAUUGCUGCUAUGUUUCACUGCAUCCCGCUGUGGCGGUGUAACCGUCAUGUGGAAACCAUCGAUAAGCGUCACUGUUCCCUCGUCUACGUCCCGGAGGAGAUCUACCGCUACACCCGCAGCCUGGAGGAGCUGCUCCUAGACGCCAACCAACUCCGUGAGCUGCCCGAGCAAUUUUUUCAGCUAGUAAAAUUACGGAAACUUGGACUUAGCGAUAAUGAAAUUCAGAGGCUCCCUCCAGAAAUAGCUAACUUCAUGCAAUUGGUAGAAUUGGAUGUGUCUCGAAAUGAUAUUCCAGAAAUUCCAGAAAGCAUCUCAUUCUGCAAAGCACUUCAGAGAGCUGACUUCAGUGGAAACCCACUGACUAGGUUACCAGAAAGCUUUCCUGAGUUACAGAAUCUCACCUGUCUUUCUGUAAAUGAUAUCUCACUCCAGUCCCUACCUGAAAACAUUGGCAACCUUUAUAACCUGGCUUCACUGGAACUAAGAGAGAAUCUGCUUACAUAUUUGCCUGAAUCUCUUACCCAGCUGCAGAGACUAAAGGAACUUGAUUUGGGAAACAAUGAAAUCUAUAAUUUGCCAGAAACAAUUGGAGCACUCAUACACCUUGAGGAUCUCUGGUUGGAUGGGAAUCAGCUGGCUGAAUUGCCUCAGGAAAUAGGAAACUUGAAAAACCUGCUGUGCUUGGAUGUCUCAGAAAAUAAGCUAGAAAGACUUCCUGACGAGAUCAGUGGCCUAGCUUCCCUCACAGAUUUAGUCAUUUCUCAGAAUUUGCUGGAGGUUCUUCCUGAUGGCAUAGGAAAAUUAAGGAAACUGUCCAUCUUAAAGGCUGAUCAGAAUAGACUCGUGCAACUAACAGAAGCAGUUGGAGAAUGUGAAAGCCUCACUGAGCUUGUUCUGACGGAAAAUCAACUUCUGACUUUGCCCAAAAGCAUUGGAAAACUAAAGAAGCUGAGCAACUUGAAUGCAGACAGAAACAAAUUAGUGUCAUUACCAAAAGAGAUUGGUGGGUGUUGCAGUCUCACUGUAUUCUCUGUGCGGGACAACAGACUAAGUCGGAUACCCUCAGAAGUGUCACAAGCAACAGAACUUCACGUCCUCGAUGUUGCUGGAAAUAGAUUACUGCAUCUGCCUUUAUCCCUGACUAACUUGAAGCUGAAGGCUUUGUGGCUGUCUGACAACCAGUCCCAGCCUCUGCUUACAUGCCAGACUGACACAGACCAUGAAACAGGAGAAAAGAUCCUAACCUGUGUUUUGCUUCCUCAACUGCCUUCUGAACCCAGUUGCUCAGAGAACUUGCCCCGCUGUGGGGCCCUGGAAAGCUUAGUCAAUGAAAUGUCAGAUGAAGCAUGGAAUGAGCGGGCAGUCAACAGAGUCAGUGCAAUCCGAUUUUUGGAAGAUGAGAGGGAUGAAGAAGAUAAUGAAAUGAGAACACUUCUAAGGCGAGCCACUCCACACCCAGGAGAGUUAAAGAGUAUGAAAAAGACAGUGGAGAAUUUACGGAAUGACAUGAAUGCUGCAAAAGGACUGGAUUCGAACAAAAAUGAGGUCAAUAAUACCUUUGACAGAGUGACCACUUCUGUGUAAAGCCUCCAAGUUUUUACCUCCUGUGUCUUCCCCUGCUGUCGAAAUGGUCCUGUCUUCCAAGGAAUCUCAUCCAGCCCUUUGUCUUAACCAGAUCCUGACCCAUCAUCUCCUUUUACCGCCUAGUGGAGGGUGCUGCUGUCUCGAAGGAAGUGCCUUAUACUAACCAGUUGUGGCACCAGUAAUCUCCAGAUAAUAUAUUUUUAAUGGAUUUUUGGUCACUUUUAAUGAGUAGAAUACACUACUGUACAACUUCACCUGUCAUUGUUGUCCUAUGUUGGGGGAAGGAGGGAUUUUGACCCUCUCCCCCACAGUGCUGGGAUCUUUUAGACCCAGGUAUACUUGGACCUACUGAUGAAAGAUAUAGUUUUAUGUGAAAAAAAAAAGAUACUUUUUUAAACAUUUUUUGGCAGCUCAGAUGGUGUAAAUUUUAAAAUUUUGUAUAGACAUUUCAUAAGAAAAUUAUGUAUUUCUUUUUUGUUGUUUUAUCUGGAAAACGGUACAUAUUUUACUAUUUGUGGGGUAGGGUGGGGAGGGAAAGACAGUCCUGAAGUAUUCAUUUGUAUUUGUACCACCCAGUUGUGCCUUAAUGUGUGUCCUGUUGUAUGUCAUCCUAAACAGUGGCAUCCAUCCCUAAGCGGAGAAAUUAGGAUAGGGGGAUGCACUUUUUUAGCCAUAUUUUCUCUUAAAUUGUUUGUUUGUUUUUUUAACCAACAAGAGGGUAGGAAGUUAUCAAGAGGGACUCUUGACUUAGAAAUCAUAUCUGCUUGAUUACCUGAGAGAUGAACCUGCAGGUCUAAGCUUCUACUGUUUGAUUACUUACACUUUAAAACUUUUUACAAAGACAGUGUCUUAAUUGUUCAAAUGCAAUGAGGUUGCCCUUGCUGGUGAGGCUUGUGCCAUUUGUAAACGAGAAUGGAACAGGAAGCACAGUAGGAGAUUGGUUCAGAGUACAUUAGGAGAACAAGUAAAUGUACCACAGAGGAAAGCAUGAUGCUAUUGAAAACGGCUUUAGAGGUUUUAUAUCCAGAUAUAAAACCAUAAUAAAGCAGAAAUCUUAUAACUAUACCAGAGCAACAUUGGUGUCAUUAUGAGUGCAAUUUAAUUCGAAAAUAGUUUGUUGGGAAAGGUAACAAAAUGCUCUAAAAGAUGUUGAAUAAAGUAGCCAGUUGUAUUUUGGGGCAGGUAGACACAGGGAAGGGAUGUGUGUGCAUGUGUGUGUGUGUGCUUUUGUCUGUUAAUUUCUGCAAGAGAUUGUGUAAAAGUGAUGAAUAUUUUAAGCCACCACCAUUUAUAACAUGGUUUAUGACAAGAGGUUGUGAUGUACAUCACUCGCUUUGAUAAAAUCAUAGCCUUUUGAAAGAACUGAAAGACAUGUUAUUUUUAUGGGGGGGAGAGAAAAGGGCAAAUAUUAUGGACUACAGUUAAGGUGGAAAUGAAUGCUGCCAACUGACUAAAAGACAUCAGUGGAAUCAAAUUAUCUCCCUAAUGAAGUCAACUCACCCUGGACAGUGGCAUCCAAGACUUUUUUUUUAGCAUGAAUGUAUCCAGGUGUAUUUUUUUAGUGAGCUGCAUUUCUUAAAGAUUUAUUUGGUUUUGCUCUUAUAAUGAGUCAUUUUCAUUACCCAAGACAUGUGUUGGUUUUAAGUUUAGGCACCUUUGGGAGCUGCAUUAUUACUCUCAGUCGGUCAGAUCAGUUAAUGCUCACAUUUGACUUCAGCUUUCUGUUGGACUCACUGACCCACGAGGAGAACCAUUCUAAUCUUGGAUUCUUUACCAAUCUUGUUCUAACUAAUCAAAUUAAAUAAUACGUUUCUACUACUAUAAAUUUCCUUAUUAUUUAAUCUGUCUUUAUAAAGGUCUUAAAAAGCAACAACAACUAGGUAUUUAUUGAAUUGCAUGUACUCUGGCAAAGAGGUUCCAAGCCAUUUCUGCAGCCUACUCUUGGAAAAGGUUUGGUGCUUCUGCAGUGCUGUGUUGUACCAUGUCAUGCUCUACUUGUUUCCACUCUUGUUUUCAGUGGAUGAAUAGAAACUUUUGAUCAAAUGCAAGGAGACAGCUUGUAUUUUGGCUUAUGCAGUUAAAAAAUCUGUGGGAGUGAUGUCAUAAGCAUGUUGUUUUUCAUCAGCCGAUCAAUUUAUUUAAAAAGAAAAAUCCUUUUGAUUCCAAAGCCAUUUUGUUUGUUUUGUUUUUUAAAUAAAAAUCCUCUACUCUUUAUUA